GUUGUUUGUGCGCGCUGCGCGCGCGCGCGCGCGAAUCGCUUUCUUACUUUUUCGUUAUUUUCUCUAGUGCAAAAUCAUCGCGUUCACAUGUGGUAGUCAUUUGCAUGCAGCGCUACAGCGCUACAGUGUCUCGUACAGUUCACGAUAUUGUGUUGCACAGAUCAAUUGGUGUUCCGCGUGGCAAUCGGCAAAUUAGCAGCAGGCGCCUUCCUUAAUUUUGUAAAAAGCGAAAGCGGAGGAACGACUUUUUGCGAAUCGCGAAUUGACUAACGAACGAUUGAAGGCUAAGGAUAGGCUUUUGAUUGAAGAAGAUACGAUUAAUAGGGGCAGUGCUUACAGGAGAUAGAUAGUGAUGAAGGAAUUUCGUCUCGAUAUCGAUCGAAUCAGCAAACAGGCGAGUCUGAUACAAAAGUACCAAAGUACCGUUCCUUGCCGGCUUUAAAAUCGAUUUUUUUUUUCGACCUUUUUUGUUUUUAAAACACGUUGAGGCCGUGGUGUGUAAGCGUGCGUGCGUGCGUACGACUGCGUACGACAUGCGCUCGAGUAGACCGAUUGCGAACGAUCACGUGACGUCUCAACAGACUCGUCGUGUCGUGUUGUGUGAACGUUGUGUGGCGAUGUAGUUGCCUCGCUUUAGUCAGUAGAUACACGGGACACGUCUGACCUGACCUGACCUGACGCUCAGCGAGCGAACGCUGAGCUGAGCUGAGCUGAGCUGAACGCGACGCGCACAGCGAUCUCGUGUGUUUCUUACGUGCGCGCGCGCGUGCAUGUGCUGCUGAUUUCGCAAUUCCUCCUCGCGCGAACGAUCACGCAAAAUGUUGGUGGUUUUACGCGCCGCUUAACGCGCCGCAAUUUAAAUUUCUCGCAGCAAUCGAGCGUAGCGAUAAGUGCGUCGUGAGAACGAUCUGUUGUGUAGUUGGUUGCGAUAUACCCACGUCUGUCUGUCUGUGUCUCUCUCUCUCUCUCUCUCUCUCUCUCUCUCUCUCUCCUCCUCCUCCUCCUCCUCCUCCUCCUCCUCCUCCCCCCCUCCUCCUCCCCUCUCCGUGUCCAUCCUUCCUGAAGCUCCUGCGCAUGCAUGAACCCCGGCUUGUCGAUUACCGCGUCUCCGUGCACUGGCGACGAUCGUCUCACCACCGCGCACGUGUACUCAUCGAGCACCGACUGUUUCGGACGGUAGAUCCCGGUUAACGUCAGAUAUGACCAACGAUAAACAGUCAUGGUUUCGCGGCGUCCGAAGCAGCAAAUUUCGGCAUGUUUACGGCGUGCCGGCCAAAAGGGAGAAAUGCUACGACAACAUCAAAAUCACGAAGAACGCUCACGAUUCGCAAUUCUGCGCUGUAAACCCCAAAUUUCUGGCUGUCGUGACGGAGGUCGCAGGCGGCGGAGCGUUCCUGGUGUUGCCGUUGGAUCGCACCGGGCGUCUCGACUUCAACGUGAGUCGAGUGACUGGCCACACCGGUCCCGUUUUGGACAUCAAGUGGAAUCCGUUCAACGACAAUGUCAUCGCGUCCUGUUCCGAUGAUUGUACCAUCAAGUUGUGGCAUAUACCCGACGGCGGAUUGUCGAGGAACUUGACCGAAUGGUUAGUGGAGUUGCAAGGGCACAAGCGGCGUGUCGCAUACGUCGAAUGGCAUCCGGUAGCUGAGAACGUACUAUUAAGCGCCGGUUUCGAUCAUCUCGUUAUCGUAUGGGAUAUCAAUAGAUGCGAGGCGGUGAGCGUGAUCGACAGGCACCCGGACGUCAUAUAUAGCAUAUCGCUGAACCGCGACGGCAGCUUACUGGCGACUACUUGCAAGGACAAGAAGUUGCGAGUUUUCGAGCCGAGAUCCGGUAUCGUUGUUUCGGAGGGCGUCUGUCACGCCGGCACCAAAGCGAGCAAAGUGGUGUUCCUCGGUAGCUCCGGACGUCUCCUAACUACGGGAUUUAGCAGACACUCGGACCGACAAUACGCGAUAUGGAGUCAACACGACCUGACCGUUCCGUUGACAUGCGAAACCAUCGAUUCGUCGAGCGGGGUGGUCUUCCCAUUUUACGAUAACGACACGAAUAUGGUGUUUCUAGCUGGAAAGGGUGACGGUAAUAUCCGUUACUACGAAGUAGUCAAUGAAGCUCCUUGGAUGCACUAUCUCAGUCAAUUUAUAUCUGGGAAUCCUCAAAGAGGAUUGGGAAUAAUGCCAAAAAGAGGAAUCAACACCGCCAUCUGCGAGGUGUUUAGAUUUUAUAAGCUGCACGCCACUCGCGGAAUGUGCGAACCAAUCUCAAUGAUAGUACCUAGAAAGAGCGAUCAGUUUCAAGAAGAUUUGUACCCUGAUACCAUUGGCACAUGUCCCGCGCUAUCUGCUAGAGAUUGGAUCAGCGGCAUGAACAAUCCACCGAUCCUGAUCUCUCUCAAAACAGGUGGCAGCAUCUCUACGCAUAAGCCACGAGUAUACAAGCCACCGCAAUUAUUACCUCCAACUACCGAUCUGAAUAAUAAGAAGAAAUUUGCGUUUCUGUCUACGGAAACCAUACCGGAUUACAGACCGGUGGAAUUGCACGAUAUGUCGGAGAAGAGCCAGAAAACGUCCAGCAAUCAGAGCACAAAAUUUCAGCAACUUCAGCAAAAGUUCGGGAAUGUCGCUAUGCAAAAAAAUAUCAUGUCACCUCCGCUCAACGACAACAAAGUUAUGGAAACUGUUGAUAUCCCGAACAACGAGGCGGAACUUCGAUUGGCAUUGGCUCGUCAAACCGACGAAUUGAGGCUCGUACGACGGCAACUUGCCAAUAGUCAACUGCGCGUUAAAGAAUUAGAGGACCAAGUGAGAAAACUCCAGCACUAAUAAAACUUACGAUGAUACCAAUAUACUCUUGCUUCAAUCUCAGCUUCGAGCGAAAGCUUCUUCCAGCUUUUUUAUCGUUAAACGUGGUUAACGAUUGGUACUUAAAGAUCGUAUUUAUGCACUAUUAACGAGAUGAUAACGAGCGAGAGCCUAAGCUUCCGAAAAUUUUGUACCGACACAACACAUUCUGCUUAGGACCUUCCAUUUCGUUUCAUACGAUUUCACGACAUUUCGUACAUGGCUAUCAGCACAGAAACAGACACAUUUCAAUCCAAUUUUUCGGUUCGGUUCGUCGUCAUUGCAUUAUGCGGAAGAGUUGUGUUUGUAGUACGAGAAUUUGUCAUGUUGAUAUCGCGAUCACACUUCUGAGGCUUUCAAGAAAGUGAGCCAUAUUUAUUGUGUGAAAAAUUGUACCUGUACAUGCAUACCUGGAUGUGUAAAGAUUGGAUAUUGCGUGCGUGUAUAUUUAUACGCAUGAACAAUCGUGGUUAAGAUUAUAAAACCGAGCUCGAUAUCUUUAGACAAAUGGGAGCAUAAAAGUAAUACACAUACACAUUGUGUGUGUGUGUGUGUGUGUGUGUGUGUGUGUGUGUGUGUGUGUGUGUGUGUGUGUGUGUGUGUCCGUCGCACAUUAUUAUCGAAUAAAUCACUCAAAUUUAUCUCAUCUUACUUUUCGAGGGUAUAUCGUAUUUUAGUACUAGUCCAUUAUAACCAAUCAUUUAUCAAUUUAUAUUGCCAUUUUGUAUUAAUUCAUUAUUUAACUGAUUACACAUUUAGAAUUCGAUAUAAGAAAAAGAGUCGUCGGACAACAUUAAAUAGAUUAGGCAUACGAUAUGUUGUUUCUCGUGUAUUGUCACGUUGUUGAUCAUUCCUCCGCUCUGACUCGCUUGAAAUUUCUCCAUAAAUGUGGUGGUAGAUGAAGCAAAUUCAUUACGCUUACGAGAUUGCACGACGCUCUACAAUACUAUCUAUGCUAUCUGCUGUAUCAUAUUAUACAUAAGAAUGAGUUGUAACUUAUCGAGCAUUUUUGCUAUCGCAUGCAUCUUUCACUGCCAUCUGUACUGCCUUGAUGUGUCGAUAGCAAUAAAAAUGUAUACGUGGCAGUGAUGAUAUAUACUUGCUAAAUAUUACAUUCAGUUACUAAA
Molecule: messenger RNA, 3967 nt
Organism: Harpegnathos saltator (Jerdon's jumping ant)
Lineage: Eukaryota; Metazoa; Arthropoda; Insecta; Hymenoptera; Formicidae
Product: coronin-2B
Exons: 10
Coding region: 1200-2822 (540 amino acids)
Molecular function (GO): actin filament binding
Source: RefSeq, a predicted model, not a curated record